UCGCGAGUGUUUGUAUUCAUUCCACUACGCGUGAGCGCGACACUCGUGAAUCGAUUGGAUCGAUCGAAAAAUACGCGGCAAAAAAGCAAACUUUUAUUCGGAAUUUGCGUGAACUUUUAACAGUCGCAGUCGAAGGGUUAAUUCGUGAAUCUUAGGGUAGACUGAUACUGAUUAGUGAUUUUCAGUGUGUUCGUUAGAAUGUGAUAAGUACUCGGUGGGUGAACAUUCAACGCCGGCUAUCGUUUUGUUGCGAUAUUUUUAUCUGACGUCACCAUGGCGAUGGACUACUCGUUCGCCAACGCGUCAACCUCCAACGGGUAUUCUGAUGUGGUCAGCGAGCACCUUAAAGGCAUAGGCAGGCUGUUCUACAUCCACUACCCUCAAGAAACUUUGUACGAGAAGAAAGAAGAUGUGCCCAACUUCUUCAGACAGUCAUGGCCGUACUUCUUCUUAUUCAUGAUCCUGGAACACAUCGUGCUGAGGCUAAAGGGCAUGAAAGGGAUCAGACUGAACGACGGCAUCACUAGCAUAUCCCACGGGAUCCUACAGGAGUGCGGAAGGCUAGUAUGGAGAGGGGCAGAGUCGUACCUUUACACUUGGAUAUACGCCAACUUCAGACUGGUGGAUCUGCCGUGGAACCACACUUUCACCUGGUACGCGGCGGCCCUUGGGGUUGACUUCUGCUACUACUGGAUGCAUAGAGCUUGUCAUGAGGUGCACAUCCUAUGGGCACAGCAUCAAGUGCAUCAUACCUCAGAAGACUUCAACAUGGGGGUGGGGAUCAGGCAGUCGGUUCUACAGGGAUGGUGUGGAUUUAUAUUCUACUUGCCCCUGGCGCUGGCCAUCCCUCCUGCCCAGUUCGUGAUGCACCACCAGUUCAGCUACCUCUACAUGUUCUGGAUCCACACCGAAGCCAUCAAGAGCUUGGGCCCUCUGGAGUACAUCCUCAACACACCCAGCCACCACAGAGUACAUCAUGGCAGCAACAAGUACUGCUUAGACGUGAACUACGGUGGAGUGCUCAUCAUCUGGGACCGGAUCUUCGGUACCUUCAGACCGGAGACAGACAAAGUGGAGAUCGUGUAUGGACUCAUCUAUAACCAGCCUUCGUUCAACCCUCUGUACCUACAGGGUUUCUACACCGGCUACGUGAUUGAGAAGGUGCGUCAGUUCACCACCUUCGGGGACAAGUUCCGAGCAGUGUUCUACGGGCCUAGCUGGGAACCCGGCACUCCUAGACUCGGAGAAGAGGCCCUGAAGGUUGAUAUUCUGCCAAGAGAGAAGUAUGACAUCUACCUUCCGACUUGGUGCAACAUCUACCUGGUCAUGCAUUACACCAUCGUCUUAUAUGGAUUCUUCGAGCUGGCCGGAAGAUAUAUGGGCAUGACACCAAUCUCGGUCCUGAUCUUCGUAUUCUACAUCAUCUCCUCGCUCACCAUCAUCGGAAUGCUCUUCGACAACUCCAAAUACGCUGCAGUUCUCGAAGUCAUCAGGUGUUCAGCUCUAGCCUUCCUCACCAGGUCUGUGGUAGGCACCAGUCCUUUGGGCACCAGUUUGCAGGUGUUCUAUGUGGUGUCUGCUAUGUUCUGGUGCCUGAACAUCUUGAAGCUGCUGGAGAUUAAGAAAGCGCAGAAGGUGGAGUAGACCAAAGAGGUUCGGGGUUCGCCUUAUUUUAAAAUUGGGAUAGAUAUUUGCAAAUGAAAAGUAAUUUUACCGAUACAGGGUGUUGAUUUCAAUCCUCGACAUAUUUAUUUAGGUGAUCUAUUAUGACCUAUAUAAACGCAUUAUCCACCAAAAAAAAUUGAAAAAGAUGCUAUGCCUUAAGUCAUGAUUUAGCUCAAAAUAAGGUUAAGACCCCAACUAUAGUUGACUGAUUGGAAUUGACUAGUCGAAUAGUUCCGACGACACGACUGAUGUAAAAGGGCCUUAAGAUUCUUUAGGUAGCUGUUUUAUAUUUUUGUAAUAAAACAUAUAAUAUUUAUAGAAACACUUGACCAUAUUAUAAGCAAAAUAGAAUAUUAGUGAUAAUAGUUGUUAUUAGGCUUCAAUAUUGUCUUAUUGUAUUCAUAUAAAUACAAGUAUUGUACUUAUAUUUUUGUAUUCGAAUACCUCAAAAUAAAUACAUAACCUCUUAUUCAUAAAUUAAGUAGGUAAAAUGUUUUGUCACUUUCUGUCAAAUGAGUUAAUUUCAAUGUAAAGAAAAGAGAUAAAAGGUUUGUUU
Messenger RNA from Ostrinia furnacalis (Asian corn borer), 2221 nucleotides. RefSeq names its product alkylglycerol monooxygenase. The transcript has 10 exons. Bases 274 to 1644 code for a protein of 456 amino acids. NCBI's taxonomy places the organism in Eukaryota, Metazoa, Arthropoda, Insecta, Lepidoptera, Crambidae. Gene Ontology annotation, cellular component: endoplasmic reticulum. Gene Ontology annotation, biological process: lipid biosynthetic process. Gene Ontology annotation, molecular function: iron ion binding; glyceryl-ether monooxygenase activity. The record is from RefSeq and is a predicted model, not a curated record.